Messenger RNA from Coccidioides immitis RS, 1776 nucleotides. RefSeq names its product multidrug resistance protein. Gene Ontology annotation, molecular function: transmembrane transporter activity. The record is from RefSeq and is a predicted model, not a curated record. The transcript is spliced from 7 exons. Gene Ontology annotation, biological process: transmembrane transport. The coding region runs from base 1 to 1776 and encodes 591 amino acids. Lineage: Eukaryota; Fungi; Ascomycota; Eurotiomycetes; Onygenales; Onygenaceae.
AUGGAAGAUCAUAUAGUUUUGAAAAAUGGCGCUCGGCAAGAUGCGAUCGCAUCAGGAGCCGAGCCCGGUAUAGAACCGUCACAAUUUCAGCAGCAAUCGCCAAUCAGCAAAGGCUCUAAUACAACACUUGUCGAUGCCUCAGGGGGGAGUGAUGCAUGCGACUCAAAAUCACCAACCCCGGUUCAGGUAUCAAGCCAGGAAAUUGAAUACCUCUUUCUCAAUUUCAGCACUCAUCUCCCAGCCCCCUCGGCUUUGCCUGGCUCGCGUUCCGAUAAGCCGGCUUUACCAGAGCCUCCGGAUUUAAAGCCCUACACAUCACCGUUCGAAUGGCCGAACACUCGCAAAUAUGUGAUUACAGUGCUGGCAUGCACUGUCACCGUGCUAAGUGCCGCCGCUGCGGGAUGUUAUAGUCCUCCCGAGGCCGAACUCACUGUAGCUUGGGGGAUUAGUGGCGUGGUAUACAAUAUUGGUAUUACCAUCUUCACGUUUGGUUUCGCAAUUGCACCGAUGGUUUCGGCCCCUUUCUCGGAGAUCAAUGGACGAAGGCCAAUGUUUAUAGCUAGCGGGAUACUGUUCGUUGUUUGCCAAAUCGGGUGUGGUGUCACCAGAUCUUUUCCUGGUAUGAUUCUUGCUCGGUUCUUCUUGGGUGUCGGGGGCUCAACCUUUUCAACAAUCGUCGGCGGAAUUAUAAGUGACAUAUAUCAUACCAAGGACCGCAACACUCCAAUGGCUCUCUUUUCCACCGCGGCACUAUUUGGAACCGGGUUAGGUCCUCUAGUAGCUGGUGUGAUUGUGAAGCACACAUCAUGGCGUUGGGUGUACUACGCGCAGGCCAUAGAGGCGGCCGUGGUCCUGGUUGCUAUAAUUUUAUUUUUCAAAGAGACCCGAGGCAGUGUGUUGUUGAGCCGUAAAGCAAAGGUACUCAAUAAAUGGUAUGAGGAGCUGGAGAACGCGGGUUGUCCUGGCCUGGACAUUCCGGUUUCUGAAGACAGCGAAAAGAAGCGAUGUCAGCGCAUACGCUGGAAGGUGAAAAGCGAUGAGGAAAGGGAGUCGCUCUUGAAUAUGCUCAGCAUAUCAUUAUAUCGGCCAUUCCACCUCCUGGUUACCGAGCCAGUCGUCUUCUUCUUCUCCCUCUGGGUUUCGUUCAGUUGGGCCGUGCUGUACCUACAGUUUGGUUCGAUACCGCUCGUCUUCCAGAACAAUCAUGGAUUCGAUAUCGCACAAUCUAGCGCGGUAUUCACAUCAAUGUCCGUCGGCGCGAUUAUCGCAUUUUUCAUCAGUACCGGGCAGGAGAAGAUCGCGAAAAAACUUGGGAUGAUGCCAACAACUCCGGAAGGCCGAUUAUAUUUUGUCUGUGUCGGAUCCAUCCUCAUGCCAGCGGGUAUGUUCUGGUUCGGAUGGACUUCUGGUCCUUCGACGCAUUGGAUCUGGCCCGCUCUUGCAGUGGGAUGUGCCACGAUUGGGAUAUUCUCAAUAUAUCUCGCCGUCUUCAAUUACCUGGCCGAUACGUAUCACCGAUAUGCGAGCUCAGCUUUGGCAGCUCAGUCAUGCUGCCGGAAUCUCCUCGGUGGAGCCUUCCCGCUAGUUACCCGCGCCAUGUACAAUAACCUAGGAUAUCCUGAAGCAUCCAGUUUGCUUGGUGGAAUUGGAUCUUUAUUAACCAUUGUUCCAUGGGUUUUGGCAUUCUUCGGGCCUAAAAUCAGGGCUAGGAGCAAAUUUGCAAGUGUACGUCAAGUGGCUCAGGCCCACCUUAACUUAUCGGGCGAACUUAACUGA